Molecule: messenger RNA, 894 nt
Organism: Conger conger (European conger)
Lineage: Eukaryota; Metazoa; Chordata; Actinopteri; Anguilliformes; Congridae
Product: potassium channel subfamily K member 16-like
Exons: 5
Coding region: 1-894 (297 amino acids)
Biological process (GO): stabilization of membrane potential; potassium ion transmembrane transport
Cellular component (GO): membrane
Molecular function (GO): potassium ion leak channel activity
Source: RefSeq, a predicted model, not a curated record
AUGGCCCAGCUCCAGGUGAGCAGUCUGAAGGUGAACUGGACCGGACUUCUGGUCCUGCUCCACUUCCUGUACCUGCUCCUGGGCGCCACCGUCUUCCAGCUGCUGGAACGGGACGCCGAGAGCAGCAACCGCAACCAGUUCCAGGUGGAGAAGCUGCACUUCCUCAUGAACUACAGCUGCCUGGACAAGGAGGCUCUGGAGCAGUUUGUGCAGGUGAUCCUGGAUGCCUGGGAGAACGGCGUGAAUCCUUCCGGAAACUCCACCAACCCUAGCAACUGGGACUUCAGCAGCUCCUUCUUCUUCGCCGGGACCGUUGUUACGACCAUCGGUUAUGGAAACCUCUCCCCCAGCACGAGUUCGGGACAGGUGUUCUGCGUGUUCUACGCCCUCUGCGGAAUCCCGCUCAACCUGGCGUUCCUGAACCAGCUCGGGAAGUGCCUCACUCUCCACCUGGGACGUCUGGAGAGGGGCGUGGUCCCCGCCGGGAAGCACAAGCAAUCGAUGGAGGUCCUGGUGGUGAGCAGCUUCCUGCUGAUGGGCAGUGUGUUCUUCCUGGUCAUCCCCCCGCUGGUGUUCAGCUACGUGGAGGGCUGGUCCUGCGGGGAGGCCUUCUACUUCGCCUUCAUCACCCUCAGCACCAUCGGGUUUGGAGACUACGUCGUGGGAGCCGACCCGGAGAAGCACUACAUCUCUCUGUACCGCGGCCUUGCCGGCGUCUGGAUCUUCUUCGGCCUGGCCUGGCUGGCCCUCAUCUUCAACAUCGGGGCCCGCACCAUGGAGCACCUCCUGCAGCUCCAGCCCCCGGCCGCCCGGGCCCCGGACCGAGAGGAGGAGCCCGAGAAACAGCAGGAGGAGGCGGGCGGGAGACGCAGGGCCAUCCAGCAGGGGGUGUGA